Messenger RNA from Salmo salar (Atlantic salmon), 5502 nucleotides. Its product is annotated as chloride intracellular channel protein 4. The record is from RefSeq and is a predicted model, not a curated record. Lineage: Eukaryota; Metazoa; Chordata; Actinopteri; Salmoniformes; Salmonidae.
GGCUCUGGAGCUAGGCUGGGGGGAUAUAGGCUCUGGGCAGAUUUAAAUGAGGCAGGCUGGUCAUGUGGGGGAUCAACUUCUGAAACUCAGCCUAAUCCUUUGGAGAAGGAGAGAGAGAGAGAGAGAGAGAGAGAGAGAGAGAGAGAGAGAGAGGCGAAGAGAUUGUACUUUGACCAACUGUACACAGGCACUAAUUACAGAUUGGAGCCCCAGGCAGCGACAACUAGAAGCUGUGUGUGCGUCCGUGGAACCUACAAACACACACUUAUCCAACUUUCUCAAACUUGGCUUGAACUCCUGGACACAUACUCGUUGGAACCUUGAACACACUCCUUCCCAGUGUGUGUUGGUCUUCCAGUAACCAUGGCUCAGUCUGAACCUAAUGGCCUCAGCCCGGACCUCUCCAAUGGAGCCAUCAUCCACAGCCCUAUAGGAACCUGUACCGACCCGGACAGACAGAGACAACGAGAUGAAGAGGAGGAGGAGGAGGAGGAUGUAGAACUAGCAGAGGAGGUGUUAGAACUGGGGGAGGAGGUGGGCGAGGACAUGGAGGACAUUGGGAUGACAGGUGAGGGGGAAGGUGCAGCUGAUCAUUUCGAAGUGACGAUGCAAGCUAGCGGGAGCGGAGGAAAGGAGGGAGAGGAGGGGGAGAGGGGGAUUGAAGAGGAGGUUGGUUUACAGGAAAAGAGAGAGGGAGAUAAAGGGGAGGGGGAGCGGACCGUGCCAGUUGUUGUAAUUGAAGAGGAGCAGGAGAAAUCUGUAGAGGCUGUUGAAGAAGAGAAGUCCGCUGAGAGAGAGGAGUCAGCAGGGGCGGACAAAGAGAGAGAAAUAGAGGAGAGAGAACCUCCUCUCCCCCCACCACCCCCUAGUUUACCUGAAACGGAGUCCAUUAAUGAUGAGGUAGAGAGGAAAGACGAGGAGACAUCUUCAGAGGCAGAAAAGGCACAAAUCGUUUUGCCUGUUGAUGAGACAGAGAAGACAGACGACGAUGUCAGUUUGACGACAACAGAACCGCCAGUCCCGUCCACUAAUGAUGAGGUGGAGAGUAAAGAAGAGCUGUGUACAGAGAGUCGAAAGCCAGAAACCACAUCCACUACAGAUGAGUUAGCGAAGGGAGAGCAGAGUGGCGGUCAGGACGCAGAGAUGCCCAUCAGCCAGGUGACUAAUGAUGAUGGCAUGGCGAGAGUGAGUGAUGAAAGCGGGAGUCAAGUGACUGAGGACUGUCAAACUGUGUCCACUAGUGAUGUGGUCAGAGAGACACGGCAGGAGGAAGGACAGGAAGAGGAGCCUAAACAUCAGCCAGCCAAUGACAAUGAAGGAGAGAGUGAGGAAAGUAACAAUAAAUUGGCAAAAAAUCGACAGGUUUCACAAAAAGAGAGGGAUGAGAACCAGCAGGGAAGUGAGAAGAGUACAGAGAAAAAAAAGGAGGUUAAAAGCCCUGUUACAGAGGAACAGGGAGAGACAACUAAAGCAGUUUUAGAGAAAAAAGAGGAGGGGCAUCAAGCGACAGAGCACCAGCCCCCGUUGUUCGUUACCAAGGACUUCAUAGAGCUUGGAGUCGUCAAGAGUCAGGCAACCACGGCUCAACAACCACAGGAUGUUGUCACUCCACCUGUUGAGGUAGAGGGAGGGAGCAAGGCACAGCCACUGAUACAGCCCAAUGAGAGUCAGGAGGGUGAGAACGGCUCUAAAGAGGAGGGAGGUUUACAACAGACAGAACAGCAGCUACAGGUGGAAGAGGGUGACAGUGAUAGGGCAGUGAAGGGAGGUGGUGGGGAGAGGGAAGAGCCGCAACAGGUUGGGGAUAAUGCGGUGGUAGGGAUGGACACAGGAGGCAGCAAAGUAGAGGAGGAGCAAAAGAAGGAGGAUAAUGUAGACAUAGCAGAGGAAGAGAGAAGAGGUGGCGGUAUGGAGGAACAGACGGAAAAGGCUUUGGAGCCUGAUAAUGCUGCCAGAGAAGAGGGGGAAGAGAAAGAAGGCAAAGUUGUAGCUCAGCCACAGGUACAGAUACUCAAGGGUUCAGCAGCAGGAGCUACACAGGAGGAUGACGACAAGGAUUUAGAGCAUGUCGAGGAGGCUUUUGAGCUUGAGGAGGGAGGAGACAUGGAGAAAGAACAGCCAGGAGAGGUCAUUCUGGAUGAGCCCGGAGCUGCAGAGGUGGGAGGGGCUGAAGAGAUGCAUAAUCCGGUCCCGGUCUCAGAGAUAGGGACGGGAGGAGCAGAGGGAGGGGGUGAGUUGGAGGAACAGCCAGUGACAAACAUUGACGAUAAUCUAGACUCACAAUCAGAGGGAGCGAUUGAGAUGGCGGAAGAGCCAGAUGAUCUCAUUGAGGAUGAUUCUAAAUCUGCAUUAGAGGGAGGCAGCAAGAGAGUAGAACAGCCAGUGCCUGCCACUAAGGAUGAGCCAGUAAAGUUCGGGAAGGAAUACACAGCGAAGGAACGAAGGAAAGAGAAGAAAGAAGAGGUGGAGCUAGGGGUCAAAGGUCGCAAAGCCAGGAUAGAGAAUGGUUUCCCUGGAACAGAGGAGGUGAAACGACAACUCCUGAAUGAGAUGCUGCUAUCUCCCACAAGGCUGAGACAAGCAGAAAUGAAAGAGGAGGCGACAGUAAAAAGAGAUAGGGUGACACCCCGCAGAGGGAGCAACGACUGGAUCAAGAAGGAGGCCCCAGAGGAGGUGCAGACCCGCAGAGGGAGCAACGACUGGAACAAGAAGGUGGCCCCAGAGGAGGCGCAGACCCGCAGAGGGAGCAAUGACUGGAUCAAGAAGGCAGCCCCAGAGGAGGUACAGACCAACAGAAGGAGCAACGACUGGAACAAGAAGGUGGCCCCAGAGGAGGUGCAGACUCGCAGAGGGAGCAAUGACUGGAUCAAGAAGGAGGCCCCAGAGGAGGUGCAGACUCGCAGAGGGAGCAACGACUGGAACAAGAAGGUGGCCCCAGAGGAGGUGCAGACUCGCAGAGGGAGCAAUGACUGGAUCAAGAAGGCGGCCCCAGAGGAGGUGCAGACCCGCAGAGGGAGCAAUGACUGGAACAAGAAGGUGGCCCCAGAGGAGGCGCAGACCCGCAGAGGGAGCAACGACUGGAACAAGAAGGUGGCCCCAGAGGAGGCGCAGACCCGCAGAGGGAGCAACGACUGGAACAAGAAGGCAGCCCCAGAGGAGGAGCAGACCCGCAGAGGGAGCAACGACUGGAACAAGAAGGUGGCCCCAGAGGAGGCGCAGACCCGCAGAGGGAGCAACGACUGGAACAAGAAGGUGGCCCCAGAGGAGGUGCAGACCCGCAGAGGGAGCAACGACUGGAACAAGAAGGCAGCCCCAGAGGAGGAGCAGACCCGCAGAGGGAGCAACGACUGGAACAAGAAGGCGGCCCCAGAAGAAGCGCAGACCCGCAGAGGGAGCAACGACUUGAACAAGAAGGCGGCCCCAGAGGAGGCACAGACCCCCUGGAGGAGGGAGGACUGGGCCAAGAAGGAGGCCCCAGAGGAGGUGCAGACCCGCAGAAGGAGCGAUGACUGGAUCAAGAAGGCCCCAGAGGAGGCACAGACCCCCGGGAGGAGGGAGGACUGGAUUAAGAAGUUGUCUCCAGAGGAGGCGCAGACCCCUGGGCGGAAGGAGGACGGGAUUAAGAAGUUGUCCCCAGAGGAAGCACAGACCCCCGGGAGGAGGGAGGACUGGAUAAAGGAGCUGAAGUCGGUGCUCAAAGAGGAGGUACUUUCCCCGAAGAGGAGAGAGGAGCCGGUGAAGAAAAAGAAGAAGAAGGUGGUGGUCAUGGACGAGGUGCCCACGUUCAUGCACCAGAGGACAGAGGUGAAGAAAGAGAAGAAGAAGGUGGUGGUCAUGGACGAGGUGCCCACGUUCAUGCACCAGAGGACAGAGGUGAAGAAAGAGAAGGAGGCGCAGGGGGAGGAGAAGACGCCAAAGAAGUCUGUGAGGCUGCAGAGCCCAACUCCUCACGGGGAAGACAGGGACAGUCCGGAGCCCCAGGAGUACGAGAUCUCCCUCUAUGUCAAGGCUGGCAGUGAUGGUGAGAGCAUCGGGAACUGUCCGUUCUCCCAGCGCCUCUUCAUGAUCCUGUGGCUGAAGGGAGUUAUCUUCAACGUCACCACAGUCGACCUCAAAAGGAAACCGGCGGACCUGCAGGACCUGGCCCCGGGGACCAACCCUCCGUUUGUCACUUUUAACGGGGAGGUGAAGGUCGACGUCAACAAGAUAGAAGAGUUCCUUGAGGAAAAACUCACGCCACCACGGUACCCCAAGUUGGCGACUAAACACCCAGAGUCAAACACUGCAGGUAUAGAUGUGUUCUCCAAGUUCUCUGCCUACAUCAAGAACCCCCGCAAAGAUACCAACGACGGCCUGGAGAAGGCCCUGUUGAAGUCUCUGAGGCGGCUGGAUGAAUUUCUGAGGGCCCCCCUGCCGGAGGAGAUCGAUGCCAACAGCACAGAAGACCCUCAGGAGUCCACACGCUGCUUCCUGGAUGGACCUGACCUCACACUGGCAGACUGCAACCUGCUGCCCAAACUACACAUUAUAAAGGUGGUGGCCAGGAAGUACCGUGGCUUUGAGAUCCCGGCGGAGAUGGCGGGGGUGUGGCGCUAUCUGAACCACGCCUACAAGAGGGAAGAGUUUACUAACACCUGUCCUGUUGAGCGCGAAAUCGAAUUUGCCUACAUAGAUGUGGCCAAACGAAUCAAAUAGCGAGAGGGGGAGGAGGGAGAGACUGAGAAGGCCCAAUCCCAAAUUGUGUGUGUGUGUGCGUGUGUGUGUGUGUCUUUGUGCACUCACAGGUUGGGUUGCACGGCACUCAUAUGUAGUGUCAUGGCUGCUGUGAAUGUAAGACCACUAGACAGAGAGGUCUGCAUCCAUUUCACAUCCAGUCCUUGCGGUGCACUAUAAUAUAGGUAUAUGGUUUCAUUGAAGACACAGACACUGUUAGAAAUCUAGAGCACGAACUCUAACAGAGUAUAGUACUAUCUACUAAUACUGCAACAUUGUAAAACUGUCCUAAAGCAGCCAUAAGCAUUCAUUAGAGUGUUAUAACCUCUGUGUCUUAGAGGAAUAGCAGAGCACAGGUAGACACGCCAUACUUAUAUGAAUGUGCAACACUUUGGCCUUGACCACAGUAUUAACCUAUAUCUAAAAAUGAACAUACAUAUACUUUAUAAAUUCACUUUUCUUUAGUUUCUCCCCCGUCUUAUUUUGGCUAUCUAUGGGUGAAUAAUAAUCAAUAGUAAAAAGCUUUUUGAUGUCAAGGUCUGACUUUUCUAUUUGUACAUUUUGUAUAAGCAAAUCUGCUUUAAUACCAUUUAUAUCGAAUUCUAUUGAUCAUAACAUCACCUGUUCGGGCCUUCCUGAACAUGCAGGUUGAAUCGGAAGCCAUUUUGAUUGUGGCGGAAGUGUGUACUGUAUCUCUCCAUGCACCAAACAAAUACUGACACAACCCUGUGUACUCGCCUUAUAAUCCUCACCAGAGGAGACUUUAUUAAACUGAUUUCAGAACAGUGA